AGGGAGGAUUCAAGAAGUCAGCCAGGGUGUUUGGCCUGAGCAGCUGUGAGAAUGGGGUUUUUAUUUCCUGAAGAAAAGGCAACGAGGAAAGGAGCACCGAUUGGUGGGUGGGUGGGCGAGUGUGUGUGAAUGAGAUUUAAACACGAGAGGCUAAGAAAGAGCCAAGUGGAGAUUUUGAAAAGGCAGUUGGAUGGAUACACAUGUCUGGGGUUGAUGGGGCGGGGUCGUUUGCGGGAGGUUAACGAAGAGGUCGUUUGCUGGUGUAUCUGUCCUACUCAGAAUGCGCACACUCAUGGGUCUCUGGGGCCAAGUAGGAAGCAAAAUGAGUAAGACGAUAGGGAGAGGUGAGGCCUGUGGUCAACUGCAAAGCACAAGCUCAUUUCGAUCUGGAGACAAGUGACAUACAUGCCCUCGCUGCCUGGUGGGUCUCUCGUGAAGCAGAUAUUCAGACCCAGGCCUGUGGGACCCCAGAUCCAGACACACCCCACUUGGCCAUUUCCUCUGAGAGGUAGGGUCCCUCGAGUGAGAGUGCCAGGAUGGCAGGGGCCUUGUCUCCUGUGUCCUGCCUCACAGACGGGCGUGCUCUUGAUUGCUUGACCGAGUGACUAAGCCCACGAAUGAUGGUGCGUUUGGGAGGCUGCUCGCUGAACUUGCCGCUCCCCGUGCGGGCCUCCCCGUGUGCAGACUAGGAGCGCUGUCGCUCGGUGUUUAGAGGGCUUUCCUGGUGUGCGGGGCAGGGCGGCAUCUGUUUGCCGCUGGGUGGUCAGUGGGCAUUGUCCUUUUUAUAGUUAGAAAGGGCGGUUCUCGAGUUAAGUGGGAGAAGGUUAGCAAUUUUUCCUUCUGCAGCAUGUCCUCACUAAAACGUGGGUAUAGUUUAUUUUACAUGUUAAGAUACAAAUUAACAAUCUGGAUUGCCUGCCACAAGAUGGUGGAGUCCGAAGGCCGCGUCUGAUGGCCGUUGUUGCUUCUCACUUCGCUUCAUGAUAACCCAAGGGUUCAGUGAUUAAAAACGUGUAUGAAUAAGUAAACAUACACACACGUGGGGUGUUGCAGAAGACGAGGAAAGCAGACAGGCUUGGCGGGUGGGGCUUGCUUUCAUGCCCAAAGUGAAGAAGUUCAUUGUUUCUUUGCCAUUUAUAUAUGGGAGCAAAUAUAUAUACUUUUAAGUUGUAUUAGUGUCCGGGACAACUGAGUUUUACAGUUGUGUGGCGGUGAUGUCCAAGACAGAAAGACUCCCUAGUGCCUGGGCCGCAUGCCGGUUCUGCCGCGCAGCCUAUGAAAUGGCCAGCUGCCUAGUCCCGGGGAAGAGCAGGAAGCGGUCCCUGAGGCUUGGUGUUCUGCCCUGGCACUGGCUUCGGGAACUCAGUGACACAGGCUGGUGCACAGAACAGCACGCAACAGCGAGUGUGUCAGCUGACACGGGUGUUGGGUUCACCGUCUGGAGGAAGUGGAAUAAAACGGCCAUCCUCACCCCACCUGGAACGUCAUGAGCUCCGGGAUCGAGACCCUGGUGGAGGAGCUUUGCUCCCGGCUGAAGGACCUGCAGAGCAAGCAAGAAGAGAAGAUUCACAAAAAGUUAGAGGGGUCUCCCUCUCCAGAGGCAGAAUUGUCCCCUACAGCAAAGGAUCAAGUGGAAAUGUACUAUGAGGCCUUUCCACCGCUCUCAGAGAAACCGGUCUGCCUGCAGGAGAUCAUGACCGUGUGGAACAAGUCGAAGGUCUGUUCUUACUCUAGCUCCUCGUCGUCGUCCACAGCCCCACCAGCCAGCACAGACACGCCGUCACCCAAGGGCUGCAACAGCGACGGGGAGGCCCAGAAGGAGAGGAGUGACGAGGUACCCGCCACUGUGCACGAGAAGGCCCUGAGCAGGAGCAGACACGAGAAGGAGAGCAAGUUCAGUGCCGGCGCAGCGGAAGAAAAGCCAACCUUGUACAGAAAGCAGGCCCGACACAAGCCCGAAGGGAAGGCCCGCCCUCGCUCGUGGUCUUCUGGCUCCAGCGAAGCAGGCUCAAGUUCCAGCGGGAAUCCGGGAGAGGGGAAGUCAUCCACGAGGUGUGUGAAAGUGAGACACAAGAUGCGAGAAAUCCGAAGCAGAAAGGGGCGGAACGGGCACAGCCGGUUUUCACUGAAGCACGGCGAGGCCGAAAGGAACACGCACGCGGGUGGCAGUGGCAGCAGCAGCAGCGGCGGCAGCUCCGGCAGACAGCUGUGCAGACGGGCCAAAAGACCACUGAAGGAGGUGGGCAGGAGAGACAUGGACGGCGCUGAGGGGAGGGGCCUGUACCCGGACAGCAGAGACGACAAGGAGUAUAAAGAGGAACCGCUGUGGUACACCGAGCCGAUCGCAGAGUAUUUUGUUCCUUUGAGCAGGAAGAGCAAACUAGAGACCACGUACCGAAACAGACAGGAUGCACGCGGCCCGACUGCGGAGGUGGUGGAAGAGCUGUCUGACUCAGUGCACGGUCUUUGUAUCAGCAACAGCGACAUCCAUAGAACGUACCUGGCGGCAGGCACUUUCAUUGAUGGUCACUUUGUGGAGAUGCCUGCGGUCGUCGGCGAGGAGCUGGACCUCAGUGGGACCUCGUUCUGUUCUCUCCCCGAGGACAGCAAGUACUUGGAUGACAUUCAUCCAUCAGAAUUAACCCACUUCUAUGAAGUGGGUAUUGAUCAAUCCAUGUUGGAUCCUGGUGCCUCAGAAACAAUGCAAGGAGAAAGUCGGAUUUUGAAUAUGAUUCGACAGAAAAGCAAAGAGAACACAGAUUUUGAGGCAGAAUGUUGCAUAGUGUUAGAUGGCAUGGAGUUGCAAGGGGAACGUGCAAUAUGGACAGAUCCGACCAGCCCCGCGGGGGCCGAGGGCCUGCUCCUGCAAGACCUCGGCGACCUGGCCCGCUUCUGGGAGUGCUGCUCGUCCAGCUCCAGCGACGCCGACGCUGAUGGGGAGAGCUUCGGGGGGGAGUCUCCGGUCCCACUGUCCCCCGUCCUAGACAGCGCGGCCCUCAGUCCGCGUGUGCUCGCCGGCAGUCAGGAGCUCUUUUCAGAUAUUAAUGAAGGGUCUGGCAUAAACUCUUGUUUCUCAGUGUUUGAAGUGCAAUGCAGUAAUUCUGUUUUACCGUUUUCUUUUGAAACACUCAACUUGGGAAGUGAAAAUACAGAUUCUAGUGCGAAUAUGCUUGGGAAAACACAGUCCAGGUUGCUAAUAUGGACCAGAAAUAGUGCCUUUGAGGAGAACGAACACUGUUCUAAUCUGUCAACAAGAACCUGCAGUCCGUGGUCCCAUUCGGAAGAAACACGGUCAGACAACGAGACGCUGAGUGUUCAGUUUGAAGAAUCCACGCAGUUUAAUGCAGAAGAUAUGAAUUACGUUGUUCCUAGAGUCUCGUCAAAUUAUGUAGAUGAAGAACUUCUAGAUUUUUUGGAAGAUGAAACUUGCCAGCAAAACAGUAGAACUUUAGGAGAAAUCCCUACGUUAGUUUUCAAAAAAAAAUCUAAACUAGAAUCUGUCUGUGGUAUUCAGCUAGAACAAAAAACAGAAAGCAAAACCUUCGAAACCACACAAGUGUGCGGGGAAGGCGGUCCACGUGGAGGGGGCUACAGCUCAGGGCUUAUCAAAGACAUUUGGACAAAGAUGGCAGAUGGAACUUCGGUGGCUAUGGUAGAAGUGGAGAGAGUCGCCGACGAGCUGUUUUCCACAGAUGUAACUAACUACCGCUGCUGCUUGGACGCGGAGGCUCCAGUGGAGCCCCUGGAGGGGCCCAGCAAGGCUGUGCAGAGGUCCGAGUAUCACCUGUGGGAGGGGCAGAGCGAGGACCCGGAGGAGAGGGCCUUCGCGUCCAGCGAGCUCUCCAAGGUGGACGGCGGUGACUACACCACGCCCUCUAAACCAUGGGACGCUGCCCAGGAGAAGGAGAGCGCAUUCAUUCUGGGAGGGGUUUACGGAGAACUGAAAACCUUCAGCAGCGACGGGGAGUGGGCCGUCGUGCCUCCCAGCCACGCGAGGGGAAGCUUGCUGCAGUGCGCAGCCGCCGACGUCGUGACGAUAGCGGGCACGGACGUCUUCAUGAGCCCGGGGAGCAGUUUCGCUCCCGGCCACAGGCAGUUGUGGAAACCCUUUGUGGCGUUUGAACAGAACGACCAGCCGAGAAGUGGGGAAAAUGGAUUAAAUAAGGGAUUUUCUUUUGUCUUCCAUGAAGACUUACUAGGACCUUGUGGUAACUUUCAAGUUGAAGAUCCUGGGCUUGAGUAUCCACUCUCUUCCUUCGACUUAAACAGUCCAUUCUCACAAGUUCUUCACGUGGAAUGUUCAUUCGAGCCCGAAGGGAUUGCAUCUUUCAGCCCCAGUUUUAAACCGAAAUCCAUCCUCUGCUCUGACUCCGACAGUGAAGUUUUUCACCCCAGGAUAUGUGGCGUCGACAGAACACAGUACAGGGCUAUUCGGAUCUCUCCUAGGACUCACUUUCGCCCCAUUUCUGCAUCUGAACUGUCCCCAGGAGAAGGAAGCGAGUCGGAGUUCGAAUCUGAGAAAGACGAAGCAAGUAUUCCCAUUCCUUCUCAGGUUGAUGCCUUCGAAGGUCCACAGGCAGAUCUCAAACCACUGGAGGAAGAUGCAGAGAAAGAAGGCCAUUACUAUGGGAAAUCAGAGCUGGAGUCUGGAAAGUUCCUCCCCAGGCUAAAGAAGUCUGGGAUGGAGAAGAGCGCUCAGACGUCACUGGAUUCGCAGGAGGAGUCUGCUGGGGUCCCGCCAGGAGCAGGAGGUCAGAGCCCGUGUCGGGAAUGUGGCGCCAGCGACUCUCUGGAAAUCGGUGUGGAGAGCUCAGAGGCAGAUUGUAAAAUAAUGACACAGUGCGAGGAAGAAAUUAAUAAUUUUUGCAGUUGCAAAGCAGGUUGUCAGUUCCCUGCUUACGAAGACAACCCGGUUUCUUCUGCGCAUCUGGAGGAGUUUCCCAUAUUGAACACGGAUGUACAAGGAAUGAAUAGAAGUCAAGAAAAACAGACCUGGUGGGAAAAAGCCUUGUACUCUCCUCUUUUUCCUGCAUCGGAGUGUGAAGACUGUUAUACAAAUGCCGAGGGAGAGAAUGGGAUAGAAGAAUGUCCAGAUGCUAAAGAAAUGCCCAGUAAUGAAGAGCGUCUGUUAGAUUUUAAUAGGGUGUCUUCUGUUUAUGAAGCGAGGUGUACAGGAGAGAACGAAGCCGGAGCAGAGGCACAGGGCCCGGGCAGGAAGCUGCACUCCAGCGCCAGCUCCGGCUCCGGGGCCGCAGGCUCGGGCUCUGACGGCGCGGGCGAGUGGGCGGGCCCCAGCGAAGAGGAGCUCUUUUCUCGAACUCACCUCUGACCCUGCUGAGUAGGACGCAGUGUUUUUUGAAAUGGAAUGUGAUGGAGAAUCACCCUUUCAUGAGGCCUGUUAAUCUGAAACAACAACUUAGGUUUCUUCUCAGUUAACUGAGUCAGAUCAGUAAUUACCUUUCUCUUCUUGCUUAUUUUAGAGUUGAGAACAGCUAGCCUGUUGAAGAUUUUUUUUUCCAAGCUGUUAAAUCCUUGGCUCUUUGAACUAGACUAGACUGUGUUGUCAAAUCAAGGGUGGGCGCGCAUGUGCCCGUCUCAGAAGUGCCGCUGCUCCUUGCCCCAUCCCACCUGCGGCCACACCCUGUGGACUGCGGGCAGGCUGCGGCCACACCUUAGCAUCAUGGUGCCCGCCCACACCCCUCCCACUCUCCAGAGACUUGAGCUUUGGAACACAUAGGCUUCAUUCUUUAAGAACCGGGACAGAAACAUGCCCCCCUGCAGCGGAUCAGCCCCUUUCUGAAGGCAAGAGGGAGGCACGGGUGACUCUGCUGCAGCCCUUAUUCGCUAAGAUCUCAUGCACAUUGAAGUAGCGACCAUGGGGGCUUUUAGAGACUUAACCAAGUGCUGUGUCUCCCCUCCCAGGGUCUCCCCCGAGUAUCUUGGAAGGUACUAGGGUUUGCGACUUUACUGCUGCCUGGAGGAGCCCAGGGCUUGGGGCGUGGGCUGGUUCACGAGGCGCAGCGAGGUAAGAGGGCUGCCUCUGCCUGCUCGGGGACGCCGCUGCAGGUGCUCCGAGACCCCCGCCGGGGCUCUCGGUGGCGCUCUCACCAUGCUUGAGGGUCUUCAUUGCAAAUUAUGAUUUCCUCGGAGCCUACAUCGGACUGAAACCUCUAGGACUCAAAACCCUAAAUGUAUGACACGCAACAAAGGCCACCCCAUCACCCCAAAGAAACCCUGGCAGCUGCAGCUGCGCCUCCCGUGGCCACGACUGAGUGUAGUUAGAUCUCCUUCAUGUUUUCGAGAAUGUUCUGGCCAAGUUUUGUGUGUUGCGGGCUGGGGUUGGGUAGAGUAUCCAUUUCUCCCACACCUGAGUGAUUGCCCCCUGGCACUCGAGAUCCUGCCUGCACGGGAGCCUGGGGUCAGUGCAAGUCCUGUCGCUCCCGUGGCCACCACCCCGAACCUCUCACUGCUGUGUCUCAGGCAGAAGUCUGGAGGAGUGAUGUUUGCAAAACCUGACCAUUUUGAAUUGCUUUUCUUUUUUAACCAACUCAUUAAAAAAAAACAAACCCUAAUGUGUGAAAUCAGUUUCGCAUGUCUAUAACAUGAGGAAUGGCAGAAAAGUCCAAUGUGGAUGAGGUGGCUGUGCCACUAACUCGGCAGGCAGCCCACACGUGGCAGUCUGGGCGGCGGGCUGCCUGAGACACGCAUGCCUUGUGAGCUUCGGGUUUCGUUGCCUUUUCCUUAGUCGAUGACACAGAAAUGCCCUCCUAAGGCCGUGGAGUCGCCCCGGUUCUGUGUAUCCUCCCUGAGAAGCGACCGUGCCUGGCGCCAGGGCUUGCUCCCACGCAGCACGUCCUCUGACACUUUACAGUGGGUUUGUGUGUGCUCGUGUGUGUGCGCGUGAAAGGUUUUUUGUUGCUGUUAUUUAUUUAAAGAUUUUAUAAGGUUUUAUGUAUUUUCUUUCUUCCAGAGCUUCCUAAAAAAUUCAUUAGCAUCUGCACUGAAAUACAAUUUAACAGCAAAGGCAAAAAAGAAUUGGAUGUUGUAAAUUCUUAAAAUCACUACAAUGACGAUUGUCCUAGAAUCGUUGCUUGUGUAGCAGAGACCAAAUCAGUAGAUUUCAGACACCACCUUGAGCUCAGCUGACCUUGGGCAGAGGGGGCGGCAGGUGGUGGAGGCGCAGACUCCCUGCCGCACUGAUGGAAGACGCCUGCGUCUUCCGCGGGGAUGGGGGUACACAGGGCAGGGGGUUAGCAGAUCAUGUAUUUAUUUGUUUUCGUAGCUGGCUGGCUGAAGCUCAGAGGCUUUAGCAACUGAGUUGAAAGUGUUUUUAGUUCUGUGAAUGGAUGAUCACAAAGAUAAAGCAUUUUUCAAAAAGUUGGCGAACCGCUGAGACGCACUGUGGUGUGACGGGCGCUGCAGGCCCGUCGCACUGACGUGUCCGUUUCCAUUCCCGGCCUGAGACCUUCCGUGGUUGUGUUGUUCUGAUUUCACGUACACCGGAGUAACUGAUUUUUGUUUUCUUGUGGAGUUAACACCAAAAUAAAAGUUUGAAAAACA
Molecule: messenger RNA, 7560 nt
Organism: Artibeus jamaicensis (Jamaican fruit-eating bat)
Lineage: Eukaryota; Metazoa; Chordata; Mammalia; Chiroptera; Phyllostomidae
Product: KIAA0232 ortholog
Exons: 7
Coding region: 1487-5329 (1280 amino acids)
Source: RefSeq, a predicted model, not a curated record